Messenger RNA from Ustilaginoidea virens, 1089 nucleotides. RefSeq lists its product as uncharacterized. Gene Ontology annotation, molecular function: 3'(2'),5'-bisphosphate nucleotidase activity. Lineage: Eukaryota; Fungi; Ascomycota; Sordariomycetes; Hypocreales; Clavicipitaceae. The record is from RefSeq and is a predicted model, not a curated record. The transcript has a single exon. Gene Ontology annotation, biological process: phosphatidylinositol phosphate biosynthetic process; sulfate assimilation. The coding region runs from base 1 to 1089 and encodes 362 amino acids.
AUGGCGGCGUCCCCCUCGUACUCGCGCGAGCUGCUCGUCGCCCAGCUCGCCGUCCAGCGAGCCACCCUCCUCACCAAGCGCGUGUUCCGCGAAAAGGCAAAGGGGACGGUUGACAAGAACGACAAGUCCCCCGUCACCAUUGGCGACUUUGGCGCGCAGGCCCUCAUCAUCGCCGCCCUCCAGCACAACUUCCCCCAGGACGCCAUCGUGGCCGAGGAGGAGGCCGCCCAGCUCAGGCGCGACGCGCACCUCUGCGAAACCAUCUGGGCCCUCGUCGGGGACACGCGGCUGGACGACGAGGCGGCGGAGCGCACCCUCGGCGGGCCCGUCGCCGACGUCGACUCGAUGCUGCGGCUCAUCGACCUGGGCAACAGCCCCGGCGGCCCCGCGGGUCGCGUCUGGACCAUUGACCCCAUCGACGGCACAAAGGGCUUCCUGCGCGGCGGCCAGUACGCCGUCUGCCUGGGCCUGAUGGUCGACGGGCACGUCCGCGUCGGGGUUCUCGGCUGCCCCAACCUGCCGCUGGACGAUGCCGCCCGCCUCGCCGGCGACGUGGGGUCCAACCAGACCGACCGGGGCAGGGGCGUGCUCUUCUCGGCCGUCGAGCACGAGGGCGCCGACAGCCGGCCCCUGACCGCCGCCGCCCUGUCGCCGGACAGCAGGCGCAUCGGCAUGCGGCCCGUCGCCGACCUGGCCGAGGCUACCUUUUGCGAGUCGGUCGAGGCGGGCCACUCGGCCCAUGACGAGCAGGCCCUCAUCGCCGAGAAGCUGGGCAUCACGCGCCCCAGCGUCCGCAUGGACAGCCAGGCCAAGUACGCGUCCAUCGCUCGCGGCGCCGGCGACAUCUAUCUCCGGCUGCCUGCGAGCGCCACGUACCAGGAGAAGAUCUGGGACCACGCAGCGGGGGACCUGAUUGUGAGGGAGUCGGGCGGUCAGGUCACGGAUGUUUACGGCAAGAGGCUAGACUUUGCCCGCGGCAGGACGCUUGCGAACAACAAGGGUGUCGUGGCGGCGCCCGUGGGGGUUCACGACGAGGUUCUGAGGGUUGUCCAGGAGGUGCUGAAGAUUGAUGAAAGAGGCCACCCAUGA